Molecule: messenger RNA, 1905 nt
Organism: Thyridium curvatum
Lineage: Eukaryota; Fungi; Ascomycota; Sordariomycetes; Thyridiales; Thyridiaceae
Exons: 1
Coding region: 1-1905 (634 amino acids)
Source: RefSeq, a predicted model, not a curated record
AUGCGUUUUGUCGAAGUCUCGACACUCCGCCUGGUCGAGUUUGUCGACUCGAUCGAAGGCAUGCCAGACUAUGCCAUCCUCUCCCACACCUGGGCCGAGGAGGAAGUGACCUUCAAAGACAUGGAGACGUCUGACUACUACAAGAACAAGAAGGGCUGGGACAAGAUCAGGCGGUCGGCUGCGCAGGCGGCCGAGGACAAGCUGCGUUACGUAUGGGUGGACACCUGCUGCAUCGACAAGUCGAGCAGCGCCGAGCUCAGCGAGGCCAUCAACUCCAUGUACAAGUGGUAUGCCAGAGCAAGGGUGUGCUAUGCGUUUCUGGCCGACGUGGAAACGGUGCUGGACAAUCAAGCGCAGUUUAUCAAGAGCCGGUGGUUCACGCGCGGAUGGACACUCCAAGAGCUGUUGGCGCCUUCCAACGUAGUCUUCUACAAUAUGCACUGGAAGCGCCUGGGGACCAAGAAGUCGCUCGCCAACUUCAUCGGGGAAGCCACGCACAUCGACACCCGAGACCUCUUGAGCCAGUCUCGAGCAAUGUCCAGGGGCGUCGCCCAAAAGUUCAGAUGGGCCUCCAAGCGCGAGACCACGAGGGUGGAAGACCGCGCCUACAGCCUCCUCGGGAUACUGAGAGUGAACAUGCCGCUGCUGUACGGGGAAGGCAUCAAGGCGUUCCAGCGCCUCCAAGAGGAGAUCAUCAAGCAGUCUGAAGACCAGAGCCUCCUCGCAUGGGGCAUGGGCCUCACGCUCUCCAACUUCCUACCCGAGGGCGCACUCGCACUCUCCCCCACGCCCUUCAAGAACUGUAUCGAUGAUAUGCAAACUUUCAAGCCACGCUUCCUGCCUGGUCAUUCCACCGACCUACCGCCCACCCCCUGGCAGGUAACCAGCCGCGGAUUGCGCAUCGACCUGCCCUUGAUACACUGCGAGUGGCUCAACGGCCUGGCCUGGGCCCCUAUAUGCUUCUUCAGCCGACCCGCCCCAGAGGGUGGGAGUGUAGACAUCGCCGUCAUUAUCCCCCUGCGCAGGCACCAGGACGGCACGUAUUGGCGGACGGUAAGGUCGACGCCCUUGCUCCUGGACAUCACCGCCGACUCGGAGGAAAAGACUGCCACCGCGAUGCCGCCGUACAUGAGCAAGGCGCGGUACUCGUCCGUCUUUGUGCACAUGCCCCUGACGCUCAAGACGCUGCAGGGCCUCUACGGGUACCCUAGCAGCGUGACGCACCUCGACGUCACGGACCUCGAGGCCAGCGGCUUCAAGGCCUACGCGUGGUGCCCCUCGGACGGCAUCACGACGCGCUCCGACGACACGGUCCAGGUCGCGGGAGACCUGGGCUUCCUGUCCUUCAGCAAGAGCGGGCCUCACCAGCAGCAGCAGCCGGACGAGAAGCAGGAGGGCGGCGGGGGCGGUUUUUUGUUGUCGCCGCCGCAGGAGGCGCUCACCGUCUUCGUGGCGCGGAACCCGGCCACGGGCCUCGCCGAGGUGACGAUGCGCGUCGACGCCGUGCGGCCCGGGUGCUCCGUGCUGCUCGAGUACGCCAUCGUCAACUACCGCCACGAGUCGAUCGCCGCGCGCAGCGAGGCGCAGGUCGUGUUUGCCGGCGAGACGUGGAGGGUGUGCAAGGUGGGCAGGGUGGGCGCAGGUGAGGGUGACGACGACGAAGAAGAAGAAGGAGGAGGAGGUGGUCAGGGCGGCCCGGAAGGCCUGUUCCGCGUCAUGCGCGUGUCGCCUUCCAGGGGGAUGACGCCGCCUGCGAGCGCGGCCGACAGCAAGCGCAAGAGGGGCAGCGAGUGGACGCCGACGAUUCAGCCCGGGAUCAAGAGGUCGUGGCCGGAUGCAUCUUCCCAGAAGCUGCUGGAUCCCGAUGAGGAGGCCGGGUCGGUGGAGGAGAUGGAUGAGGACUAA